GAGCGGCAGUUCUACAGCGAGAUCCUGGACGCCACGCUGACCAUCACCGUCACCAUGCGGACGCUGGACCUCAUCGACGAGGCCUACGGCUUCGACUUCUACAUUCUCAAGACUCCAAAGGCUGAUAUGUGCUCGAAGCUGGGGAUGGAUUUGAAGCGAACAAUGCUGCUGCGGCUCGCGCGGCGGGAUCCUAAGCUGCAUCCUGAUGACCCCGCCAGAAGAGAGGCGAUCUAUAAUAAGUACCAGGAAUUUGCGAUCCCGGAAGAGGAAGCUGAAUGGGUUGGCUUGAGUUUAGAAGAAGCAAUAGAAAAACAGAGGCUCCUAGAAAAAAAGGACCCUGUGCCACUCUUUAAGGUGUACACUGAAGAGCUCGUCAACCAGCUGAAAGAGCAGGCAUCACAGAAGCAGUAG
Pterocles gutturalis (yellow-throated sandgrouse) is the source of this 411-nucleotide messenger RNA. It is a transcript of the gene MRPL28, whose product is annotated as mitochondrial ribosomal protein L28. Lineage: Eukaryota; Metazoa; Chordata; Aves; Pterocliformes; Pteroclidae. Gene Ontology annotation, cellular component: mitochondrial large ribosomal subunit. The record is from RefSeq and is a predicted model, not a curated record. Bases 55 to 411 code for a protein of 118 amino acids. Gene Ontology annotation, molecular function: structural constituent of ribosome. The transcript has 4 exons.